Messenger RNA from Candidula unifasciata, 706 nucleotides. NCBI's taxonomy places the organism in Eukaryota, Metazoa, Mollusca, Gastropoda, Stylommatophora, Geomitridae. The record is from the annotation of a GenBank genome assembly.
UGUCGAAUCAGGCGUUUACUUCAGCGGUGAACAUGGUGGGACGCACCUGGACGCUCCUGUGCACUUUCAGCGAGGGGGGCAGCAGCUGCAACAGAUCCCGCUGGAGAAUACAAUAGCUGAAGGUGUUAUGAUUGACUGUUCGGCAGAAGCAGCAGAAGAUCCCAGUUAUUUAGUCCCACUUCAAAAGCUACUGGAAUGGGAGAAUGCUCACGGGCAGAUCCCCAUGCAAGCUGCAGUCCUUUUUAACUUCGGCUGGUCCGCGAGAUUUGACAGUCCUGCCGCCUAUCUCGGAACUGAGAUUGAUCAUCAUUCUAACUACGUGUUUCCAGCCCUGGGUGCUGAAGCAGGAAUUUGGCUCUACGAAAACCGCGACAUCAAGAUCAUUGGAACGGACACCUUAUCGCCAGAUCCCUUUGCCAUCAAAGGAGUUAGUGUAACCUCCUUUCCAGUUCACCAGAAAUAUCUCCCCAACAACCGCCUGAUCAUUGAGAAUCUCAAGGGCACGGAACAGUUACCACCUAAAGGGUUUCGGUUCCACGCCUCGCCGGUGAAGUAUGUUGGAGGAACGGGGACGCAAGUUCGGGCUUUCGCGAUGACCUAUGACACAAGCAUGAAUUCUGGGACACCAAAAUGUCACAGGGAUCUCAGCUGUUUCAUCUCAAUAUUGUUCCUUUCUAGCGCGUUCAUUGUUCGUGUCGUGUUGUAG